This is a messenger RNA of Phytomonas sp. EM1, 1914 nucleotides long. The record is from the annotation of a GenBank genome assembly. NCBI's taxonomy places the organism in Eukaryota, Euglenozoa, Kinetoplastea, Trypanosomatida, Trypanosomatidae.
AUGGUUGGUGCCAAUAAGUUAGUCGAAAUAGAUGCAUGUGAAGGAGGGCGGGUUGAAAGCAAUGAGGAAGACAGUGCCGUUAAUUAUUCGCAUUGGGCUUCCUCGAAGCCGGGCAUGGGGCUUCAAGGACCGAUUACUAAGACCCGACAGGUGGAUGCCCAAGGGAUGCAACACAAAAAUUCAUUGAUCACAUUUCAUCGGAAGCGCAAGGAGCGCCUUUAUCGAGCCCUCUUCACUGAAAAUCAUACCAAGGCAACCCCAACCUCAGCAGUGAAGGGAAAGCAGGCCUUGAGUGAGCCCAAGAUGAUUCCUAAUUUUACUACCUUGAGAUUGGAUAGCAAUGUGCAUACCCCUUCUCCAUCGACAUUGUCAAAUUCAGGCCUCUCACUAACCUCAGAGUUAAGUGCAGAAUUGCCACAAGCCGUUGACGAGGAUGACCCUCGAACGAACCUGUCGGCGCCCAGCAGGACACAUCCCUACGAUAGUCCAGAGUUUUCUAGACCACCGAUGGCGCCAUCCAAGGAUCGUCGCCUUCCUGCAGCGGACCAACCUUGGAAGUCCUAUUUGAAUCCUCCAAAAGACAGCCAUGGUAACAUUAUUUCCAAUAGUCUUACCCAUCCAGGGUAUGUACGGAUGCAUUCUAAACGUUCGACCCCCCGAGACGGCCGCUCCUCUUUGGUCGUGCCGGCGAAUUUUCGAUCCCACCGCGGCCUCACCGGACUCGAGUUCCUUAAGGAAAUUUACCGGGUUCAUGAGGUGAAAAAAGCAACCCCUACGAUUCACGAGAUCAAGACACCGCUUCGACCGGCCCAUGCGUCCGCACGGAAGAGCGGCCCCUCCCCCAACGGGCCUUCCCCAGAAGCCCGCCAUGCGCCCCAUCCCAUCGCGGCUUCCAGCCCGUCUCAUCCCUUUUCCCUUUUACGGGCUUUCCACGGCAGAGGAGCAUCGCGGCAGGGGGUGCGUCCUCGGAUGAGCGGGGAGGGGAGAACCCCCCCGGCGGAGGCCUUGAAGAGUCCGUACGUGGCGACGCCGCUGGUGAGCAGCAACCUUCCUUCCCACACCUUCUCAUCCGUUCAGCCACACACGCGAGAAGCUGAGGAGGGGGGUUGGGAUAGGGCGGGCAUCCCUCUCCUCCAGAGCGACCCUCACCGUGAGGGCGGCGAUCCCGUUCAGGAGGAGGUAGGGGACCUGGAAGCCCUCAUCGAUCAGCUCCUUCACGAGGUUCAUCGGCUGCGGGAGUCGAACAAUCGCCUUACGGAGCAGCAUCGAAACGCCCGGGCGGAGUUAUCGUUUGUGAACGCCCAGAUUGACAUGAUGAAGGAGCGGAUUCAGUGCGAGCAGAAGGCGCUCCGUCGGGCGGAGCGGGGCUGGCGGCGAAGUGUGAAUCUUCGGAGGGACUACCAACGCGAGGUGGCGUGGGAGCUUUCCCUGCGGCAGUUUAUUUGCCAUUCGAAACUCCAGCAAGCCAGGAUCGCCGACCAACGUCAGCGGAAGGUGGAGGGGGAGGUGUUUCGCCGCGUCGCAAGUGGCGAUGCUGUAGUGUUUCCAGGCGAGGAUACCAAUUGGAAUAAGCACCGGACCCUGCAGCGGCAGAUAGCCAAGCUCCAGAAAAGGUAUUCCAGGCUCGUAAUGGCCGUCGCAGCACAACAGCUUCCUUCGGUUGAAAACACCCCAUUGAAGGAUAGUACGAGCCAAGAUGCGGUCCAUGACGUAGCACAACGCGAGACGGCUGCCGUGGUGACGCCUUUGCCUUCUCCAGCGACUGCUGUUCGGAAAGAAAACGUGGUGUAUUCAAUCAAGAAACAAAAGACUCACAUUCCGUCGGGCGAUCCGAAGGCCGCCAAGGAAAAAGUACCUGGAUCUCCCUUGAGGAGGGUUAGUGCUCAAGGAUGCGCUGCCACCACGCUUCGGUAG